This is a messenger RNA of Oryza brachyantha (malo sina), 1057 nucleotides long. RefSeq lists its product as uncharacterized. The record is from RefSeq and is a predicted model, not a curated record. NCBI's taxonomy places the organism in Eukaryota, Viridiplantae, Streptophyta, Magnoliopsida, Poales, Poaceae. Bases 89 to 808 code for a protein of 239 amino acids. The transcript is spliced from 5 exons.
AAUCUCGGUCGCUGUUUACUAGUUGAACGGCCGAGAUUUCACCACGACGGACACUCGCGCCGCGCCCACUUCCCUGGAGGCUCCGGCAAUGGCGACGCACCGCCUCCGCCUCCGCCUUCCUCCGUCGCCGUCCCCCCGCCUCCUCCGCCCCGUCUCCCUCCCCCUGCCACCGCCGCCUCCGCGCCCUCUCCUCGCCUCCACCCGCCCUCCGGCGCCUCAUCCUCCUCUCCCCAGCUCCGACCCCGUCGAAGCCAACAGCGAGGCGGCGGCGGCGUUGGAGGAGGAGGAGGAAGGGUCCGUGGCGAGCGUGGGAGCGGGAGGGUACCCCGGGGGCCUCCCGGCGCAUCUCCGGGCGGCCCGCGCGGGGCUGGGCGACCCGGCGUUCUUCCUCCUGGCCUUCGUCGCCGUCACGACGUCGGCGGCGUUCACAAGCAUGGUGGCCGUGGCAAUCCCUACGAUGCUAGCUAUGAGGAGAGCUGCAAAUUCAUUUACUUUGCUCGCUGAUGCAGCUCUUGAGGAGUUACCUAGUACAAUGGCAGCUGUAAGACUUUCUGGCAUGGAAAUUAGUGAUCUCACCCUUGAACUUAGUGACUUGAGCCAGGAGAUAGCAGAUGGUGUGAACAAGUCAGCCAAGGUUGCUCAGGCGGUGGAAGCUGGUCUAGGGCAAAUGCGUGAUCUGGCGCGGCAGCAGGCAGCAUCAAUGAUUGAAGAGCGAGCAAACUUGCAAACCAUCCCAAAUGCAGCUAAGAAGUCAAGUGGUUCUUCUACCCGGCAGCGGCGACAGGAGAAAGGACCAUUCACCAGAUAAGAGAGGAAUCUUGUCAUCCUGAAGACGUAUGAAUUUCUGUCCCCCUAGCUCAAGGAUUUCUAGCUACAAGUAGCUUUCUCCUUUUUUUGGUUGGUAGCUUGUAAAUGAAAUGUACGUUCAGUGCAUCAAGGUUGUUGUUACUGGAUAAGUUUAUGCGCUGCUUGACUGCCGAUGCGAUGAAGUCUCCUGCAAAUGCAUUAUGAAUUUGCCAUACUAGAAGCCAGAAUAACGUCAGACGACUAACACAGA